AUGGCUAAACAUACGAUUUUAACUAAACGAAUAAAACGACCUCAUGCUUAUGAAAAUCUUAUUAGUAGUUUAGACACAGAAAGUGAUCUGAAUGAUCUAACACUUGAAAAUUUAACAAGUCUUGAAUUUGAUCAAAGUAUUGAAGAAGAUCAACAAAUAAAUAAAUCAGUGGCUCGAAGUUAUAGCAAUCUUAUAUAUGAGUCACUUUCAUAUGAUAUCCGACGUCAAUCUCAAGUAUCAUCAAUUAGUGGACAAUUACGUAAUUUACGUCGAAAAUUCAGUGAUCGAACUGAUGCUAUUAAAGAAAUUAUUCAUCAACCACCAGAUUACGAAGAUAAUGCAACAACUGCUAGUGUUAUCGUGCGUGAAGAAAAACAGCAACAACAAUUUCCUGCUAGAUCAAUAUUUGCAUCAGAUAGUGAAAGUCAUGCUUCAACAACUAGUCUAGCUAUAGAAGGCAAUGGAAUAAAACAACGUUUACAACGAAUUCUUUUUCGUUGUAUACGAAAAUCUGGUUUUCGAAAACCAGUUGAUACAGAUAGUAAUGCACAUUUAAUUUGGUUAACGUUAGUGGCUAUGGCAUAUUUAUACAAUUUUAUAUCAAUACCAUUACGUAUAGCAUUUCCAAUAUGGAAAAACGGCGAAAGAAACAUUUGGUUAUGGAUGUUAAUCGAUUAUUUAUGUGAUGUACUCUAUUUAAUAGAUAUAUUUUUUGUUCAAACAAGAAUUAAAUAUUUAGAAAAUGGACUUUGGACUACUGCAUUUCGUUUAACUGCUAUGAAAUAUUUUCAUUCAUUACGAUUUGUAUUUGAUUGUUUAUCACUUUUACCAUUGGAUGUUCUUUAUUUUCUUUUUGGUUUUCAUGCAAUUUUUCGAUUAACACGUUUACUUAAAAUACGUUCAUUAACAGAUUUUUUUCGUUCUUGUGAUCGUUGGGUACAAUCAUUUUUUGCUAGUGUUCGUCUUGUAAGAAUUCUUGCAUUACUUCUAUAUGUUAUAUUAUCUGUACAUGUAUAUGCAUGUAUUUAUUUUCUUUUUUCAAAUUAUGAACGUCGAAAUGGUGUUGAUAAUGGUUGGGUUUAUAAAAUAGAAAAUCAACCACGUAUGAGUGCAUAUUCAUAUUCAUUUUAUUAUUGUUUUAAAAUUGCAUCUACAAUUGGCAAUAUUCCAAGUCCAGAAACUGGACCUGAAUAUGUAUUUGUUAUAACGGGAUAUUUAUUAGCAUUAUUUAUAUUUGCUUUAUUAAUUGGACAAAUACGUGAUGUAUUUCAAUCAAUGAAUCAAAGACGUUCAGAAUAUCAAAAUAAAGUUGAACAAGUUAUGCAAUAUUUAACAAAAUUUGGAAUACCAAAAACUGUACAAGACAGAGUUAGAAAUUGGUUUCAAUACAAUUGGGAAGACAGGAAUACACUUGUAGAAGAUGAUGAUACAACAUUAUCAUUUUUACCUACAACUCUUCAAACUGAACUUGCUAUUAGUAUUCAUUACGAUACAUUAUCAAAAGUACAAUUAUUUCAGGACUGUGAAAGAUCUUUUCUUCACUCAUUGGUACUUAAAUUAAAACCGGCUUUAUUUUUACCAGGUGAUUAUAUAUGUAAGAAGGGUGAAAUCGGUCGAGAAAUGUAUAUUGUUAAUCAUGGAAUUCUUGAUGUAUUUAUUGAUGACAAACGUAUAGCUGGUCUUGAAGAUGGUGCAGUUUUUGGUGAAAUUAGUUUACUUGAAGUAGCAGGUGGUAAUCGACGUACAGCUGAUGUAAUUUCACGAGGCUUCUCAACAUUAUUUACUUUACAUAAAGCAGAUUUAAAUGAACAAUUAAAAGAUUUUCCAGAAGCUGGUAAAGUUCUUCGUCGAAAAGCCAAAAAAUUAAUGAAACGUUCAUCUAAACCAGAAGAAGAAGAAACAGCUCAUGAUGAUGGAAUUGUUCAAGCAGAACCAAUUAUUGUCGAUCAUCCCCCAAAAUCAGAUCCUAAAUUACUCGAUACAGUUUUGAAAGCUGUCGGUUCGAAAUCAAAGUUAGCAGAAGUAUUAACUCGACCUCGACCAAGCAUAUAUCCAGCAGUCUCAUUAGAAGUUCCUGAUAUUGCUAUAUCAACAAAUCACGAACCAAUUCGAAACUCAACUGACAAUGAUCAUCAUCGUAAUCGUAUAAUCCCAACAUUAACAGUAACACCAGUUGAUGCAACAACAGCGCGAAUUCAAACUCUUCGUCAAAGACUUUUUUCAACUCCAUUACAAAAUUUACCAUCAGCAAUGCAAUAUCCAAACGAUGAAGAUGACUUAUUUAUUCAUCGUACGUUACCAACAUCAGAAACAAGCGUAACUUUGCUAUUUGAUGAUGAUCUCGUUUAA
Messenger RNA from Rotaria sp. Silwood1, 2349 nucleotides. NCBI's taxonomy places the organism in Eukaryota, Metazoa, Rotifera, Eurotatoria, Philodinida, Philodinidae. The record is from the annotation of a GenBank genome assembly.